This is a messenger RNA of Trichobilharzia szidati, 435 nucleotides long. Lineage: Eukaryota; Metazoa; Platyhelminthes; Trematoda; Strigeidida; Schistosomatidae. The record is from the annotation of a GenBank genome assembly.
AUGCGUCCAUGGAAGGUUACUCGGUUGAAUCAUAUCGCAAUAGCAGUACCAGAUUUAGAGAAAGCCACUGCAUUUUAUCGUGAUGUUCUGUGUGCCACUGUGAGUGAACCAAAGCCUAUAAAAGAACAUGGUGUUACAACUGUUUUCGUUAGUUUAAACAAUACAAAUAUUGAAUUAAUACAACCACUUGGUGAGAAUAGUCCAAUCAGUAAAUUUCUAGAAAAUAAUAAAAAUGGCGGAUUGCAUCAUGUGUGCGUUGAGGUUGACAAUGUAUACAAUUGUAUGGAACAUUUGAAGGCAAAAAAUAUUAGAACAUUAACACCAGAACCAAGAAUUGGUGCUGCAGGUGCUCCUGUCAUCUUUUUACAUCCAAAAGACACUUGUAGUGUAUUAAUUGAAAUGGAACAUGUUCCAGAAAACUCAGGUUCUCAUUAG